This is a messenger RNA of Cornus florida, 1614 nucleotides long. RefSeq lists its product as uncharacterized. The transcript is spliced from 5 exons. Bases 383 to 979 code for a protein of 198 amino acids. NCBI's taxonomy places the organism in Eukaryota, Viridiplantae, Streptophyta, Magnoliopsida, Cornales, Cornaceae. The record is from RefSeq and is a predicted model, not a curated record.
UUAUGAUAAAAAAGAAAUUGGAAGAAAAAAAAUUAACACAAUUAUAAGUACAUAAUUACAUUCAAAAAUAUAAAUACAUAAACCUAAUUCUAAUUAAAAUUGAACUGAGAUUCUACAGUUUAAAUCUUACUGUAAUUGUAAAAAGGGAUUGUUCAAAUCUGUAAAACAAUUGAUUCGAAUUGAGUUUGGGUUUGCCGGCUCAAACUGUUACCCUGUAACCCUACUCACCCCAGCAUUUCCUUACAAAUCUAUUUCAAUUUCAAAAAAUCCCGCCAUUUAUUUAUAGAGAGAGACUGAGAGCUGAGGAACAAACUACUGGAGACCAGACUGAUCAGAGAGAACAAACUGAAGAGAGAGAAAGUUUAGAGAAAGAGAGUGAGAGAUGAGGAAGAGAGCGACGAGGAAGUCCUCUGCGGCGGACCUUCUGGUUUCGUCUCCGCCUACGGCGAGCCCUAACCGAUCAGCAAGCGAAUCGCCGAAGCAAUUCGAGUUCAAUCUCAACACCUUCAACACCACCUCAUCUUCGAAGAACAAGAAGAAGAACUCCGUUGCAUCAACCUCUGUCCCGAUCAAGUCUAACGGCUCACCAAUGUCUCUGAAUACCCUAGCUACUAUCUCCGAUCUGAAGGGAUUUGCCUCCUUGCGCUUGGACUCCAUCAAGCGCCAGCUCGAUCACUCGCAAUCGGAGAUCCUCAAGGACAUCGAGGCCUCUCAGUCUCGCCUCCACAAACGAUUCAAGAUUCAGUCACAACAAUGCCAGCAAGUGGUGGAUGAAGCUGAGAAGGAAUAUAGGAAGAUGUCUGAAAGAAUCAAUGAAAGUCGAGUAGCAAUGAAGACUUCAUACACAGAGUUCAUGGCAGAAGCACAGGCCAGUGCAUCCCGUGUGUGCAAAACAUCCAUACCUGAGCUUUCACAAUCCUUCGAGAAAGCAAUUGAUGUUCUCAAAAACCGUUAUGGGAAUUCUUCAACUUUGAUAUAAUUAGCCCAUUCUGCAGCAACGGGACCUUCUAAGAAUCAAUUGGUGGGGAAUAAAACAGUUAUCUGGAAGGUCAUUUACAUGCACUAUUUGAGGUGAAGCGAUUUUCUCCUGUACAAAUUACUGUAAAUGAACUUGUGACUCUCGAAGUAGAUAAUUGGAUAUCUUUCUUAGAUUUGUAAAUGCCAUCUUAUUAAUGAAUAAGAAAAAAAAAAGAGAAAAUAUAGUAACAGUUGGCUUGUUUCAUUUCUUUUUCUUGUUCUUGUUCUCUUUCUCAGUUCAUUGACAUUAAGAAAUCCAUUAUAAUACUGCAAUGUUGGGGUUUGUCUUGACUCUUGCCUUCCUACAAUUCUACUUGCUGGUCUUGCUCACGUGUUACCUUACCUAUCAUGCUAAUUCUUAGGAGCUGUUUUAGAACACAUCUAUUGGGCCAAAUCCAUUGUGGACCUGCAUUCUAGUUCAACCGAACAGCUAAUUGUCGGCCCAGCUAGUUGUAUAGUCCAAAUCCAUUGAGCCCACCGAGCCUGAUGCUCACAUGCCCCUCAAAUCUGGGGCCAGGAGAAAAGAAUUUCCUACCACCCACUUUAUAACAGGUUGGUGUGUAGUAGGAGGUUUUAGUAAUACAGAAAACAGUUGAA